UCCAUUGCUAUAUCUACAAAACCAAACCACAUUCUUCUCCCCCUCUCUCUCUCUCUCUCUCUCUCGCUCUCCUUCUUCUCCGUUUCUCAAUCUAAUAUUUCUCUGUUCAAUUCAGUCAUCGAUACAGUACUUAGGGUUUCCCCUCAAACGCCGCCGAUUCUCUGAAAUUUGAACAAUGGCCAUGGACCAAUCCUUUGAAGAUGCUUCUGGAGAACUCUAUGGAGAAGGUGCAUUUACUUUCAACAACACCAAGCCAGACCCAAUCACAGCCUCUCUACAUCCUUCUGAAGAUACCAACGGCGAUUCCAGCUUCGACUGCAACAUUUGCCUAGACUCAGUGCAAGAACCCGUUGUUACCCUCUGUGGCCACCUCUUCUGCUGGCCCUGCAUCCACAAAUGGCUUCAUGUACAGACCACCGAUGAACACCACCAAAGACAUAAUAAACAGUGUCCUGUUUGUAAAUCCAAAGUCUCUCACUCUACUUUGGUUCCCUUGUAUGGCCGAGGCGGUGGCAAUAGUCAGGACAAAGAUACAACCUGUGCUGUGCCUAGAAGACCGGUUUACAAGCUUGAGAUGGUGAACUCAAGUACCGAUCUUCGGUUAUCUCAACGGGUUCAUUUCAAUAACCGGCAUGAUGGUUACUACCCUGUCUCAGGGGUGAUGAGUUCCAACAGUUUGUCAUACUCUCCUGUUAUGGAUCCAAUGGUGGUGAUGGUUGGUGAAAUGGUGGCGACGAGGCUGUUUGGAACCAGAGUUAUGGAUAGAUUCACGUAUCCGGACACUUACAAUCUCGCGGAGACUAGCUGCCCGAGGAUGAGAAGACAGAUAAUGAAAGCCGAUAAAUCAUUGGGAAGAAUUUUCUUGUUUUUAAUAUGUUGUGUGGCUCUGUGUCUUGUACUGUUUUAGAGUUCUUCUCCUCACUAGCUUUGUCUUGCUCUUGUGAGGAAACUUAGACAAAGAAUGUACAUUUGUGUUGGUAGAAACGAAUGAAAGUUGCUUAAUGUUGA
Raphanus sativus (radish) is the source of this 1008-nucleotide messenger RNA. Its product is annotated as E3 ubiquitin-protein ligase RMA1. Gene Ontology annotation, cellular component: endoplasmic reticulum. Gene Ontology annotation, molecular function: metal ion binding; ubiquitin-like protein conjugating enzyme binding; ubiquitin protein ligase activity. The record is from RefSeq and is a predicted model, not a curated record. Lineage: Eukaryota; Viridiplantae; Streptophyta; Magnoliopsida; Brassicales; Brassicaceae. Gene Ontology annotation, biological process: ubiquitin-dependent protein catabolic process. The transcript has 2 exons. Bases 176 to 907 code for a protein of 243 amino acids.